UUUAAAUAAGUUUAUAGUUGAAAUAAUUCUUGUAGUUGACAGAGAUGGUGGCUGCUCUUAAAGACUUUGUGACAGAGAGACAGAGGGAUGCCAAUCGUGUUCUGACACCUGUAAUUCAGGAGAACAUGGCUCCAACCUACGAGGCUUGUGCUGCAGAGAGUGGACCGGGAACCUACCAGAGAAUGAAGGACGGCAUGGCCGCUGGAAUCGACAUAGGGAGGUACUAUAUGUUUGAUGAUGCCUCGCGCAACCUACUGCAGGAGUUGGAGCAAAUCAAGGUUCAGGUAACGGAGAUAGUACGGGGAGUGUGUCGUAGUCUUUGCUCGACUCUACAGGUGGCUUUUGAGCCCCUUUGGGAGGCCCCUGGGACCUGCCUGGAACUGAGAGACGUACUCGUACCAUGUGUUCGGGAGAUUUCACUCCAGGUGCGCGCCAUAAUGGAGGAGGCCGGAGUGAGGGUACCUAUAACUACUACAGGGCCACCUCCUGUCACAACCACUAAUGGGACUCCUGUCCAAUCAGAAGUCACUAAUGCACAAGGAAAUCAGGAUAUACAGAGAACAGCUGGUAACUCGUUAGAAUUGCCAUCGAGUUUUGUUCUUGAGGAACUUCAAGCCGGAUCAUCCGAUUCAGAACUUCUCACCUCCAUCAAAGUGGAACCAUCACUAAGUGUGCCCAAAAUCAAGAAAGAAAUGACAGUCUCUACCCAGAAUGCCACACCUGUCCGAUUCUCCUCUAUAAAAUCUGAACCCUCGUCUGGAAUACAGGUUUGUUGUUUUUGUGGACACCCCGGGACUAACCCUGGUGAAUGUGAUAAGUGUCGUGUCCCCCGACGCUCCCCCCAAGGUGUCCUGUUCAGGUGUUGUCGGUUUUGUCAUCGGAUGGGAGAGAACGUUCACAUCUGUGAAUUCUGUAAGCGGUGUCGUCGCUGUUUGAAUGUCGUCACAUCUCCCAAGCAGCAGUGUGAGAUCUGCCAAGCUCCAAGAUCAAGGAAUCCAGGAUCAACUGGCAAAAUUUCCACAAAUCAUCAACAUGUGUCCCAAACCAUCACCUCUGCUAAUGUUCAAACAAAUAAACCGUCCACUCCAGCAGGUGCAGAUCGUAACAAUGUGUCCUCCACACACCCACCAAAUGUAGUUCACCCACCAAAUGUUGUUCAGCACAAUUCCUUCCCAACUAGCUCAUCUUACCUAGUGAUGUCUUCCAUACUUCCACCCAAUGUUGGUCAAACCUCCAGUAGAGCUCGCCACCCAUCGACACAAACCAUCAGUGGCAGAGGUCAAGGUUACCAUGCAGUGCUUACAAACAGUGGCAGGGGUCAGGGUGACCAUGCAGUGCUUAAUACAUUAAAGAGACUAGCUGAUAAAGUGAGGUCACCCAAACAUCAGCUGUCUGCUUCCCAGCCUGUCCAGCAGGGCAGAAACAUGACCCCUCGUUCUCAGGGACCAAUGGUGUCACAGACAGGUAGUCUUACUCCACGGUCGAGGAAUGAUGGACGAGUUAGUACGCCGUAUAGCAGACUCAGCAGCAGCCAACCAUCUCAUCAGAAAGAUCAGGAACAUGCCCUCAAAACACCCUCCAGAGUGCCAAAAAAUUGUAAGUACCGUAUAAUCCCUAUUAACCGCCCCGGGCGCUUAGAAAAUUGCAAAAAGGGGGCGGUUAUUUUGGUAUUCUCUUUGUAAUAUUUAUUAACAUAUCUUAACUUCAAAAAAUAUUUUGAAAAAAAAAAUAAAUUCAAAGAAUCUCCAAAAUAAUGUCUAACUUUACUUUAAAUGAAGAUAAUCCACCCAUAGUAUGCUAAAUGAAUCAUUUUCCACCAAAAAAUUUGAUAAUAAACAAGUUUCAUUUUCAAUUCCUUCAAAUUUUUUGCAGACUUUUGAUACGAUUCUAGUCUUUCUAGAUGAUUUUAAUCACUGUACAGGGGG
This is a messenger RNA of Saccostrea cuccullata (small rock oyster), 1925 nucleotides long. RefSeq lists its product as uncharacterized. Lineage: Eukaryota; Metazoa; Mollusca; Bivalvia; Ostreida; Ostreidae. Bases 45 to 1682 code for a protein of 545 amino acids. The record is from RefSeq and is a predicted model, not a curated record. The transcript is spliced from 7 exons.